GGAAAACUAGACUGUGGGAGAGAGCAAGCAGUCAAUGCUGAAGUAGAGAAGUGUCCGCUGCUCCCCAAGGUAGCAAAAGGCUUUUGCUUUUUUUUGCACUGUGUUUUGGUUGCCAGCUGGUCUGAAGCACUCUGAUUUCAGCGUACCGACUGGCCUUCUGGUUCUUUUGAUUCCUCUCAGAUGAAGCCAAAUGAAGAACGAGAACUAAAAAACCACACACUUCUGACAGAAUUUGUCCUCUCUGGAUUGUCCAGCCAACCAGAACUGCAGAACUUCCUGUUCUUCACGUUCUGUUUGAUUUAUACCUUCACCAUCACUGGGAACCUGCUCAUCUUCCUGGUCACAUUGCAUCCCACCCUCCAUAUGCCCAUGUACUUCUUCCUCCGGGUCCUGUCCUUCCUGGAUAUUUCCACAGCAUCCAUUGUUGUCCCCAAGAUGCUGGUAAACUUCCAGGCAGAGAACAGGAAAAUUUCCUACGUAGGCUGUGCCUCACAACUCUACUUUGUGAUUUUCUUAGCGGCCACUGAAUGCUACAUUUUGGCAGCUAUGGCCUAUGACCGCUACGUGGCCAUAUGCAACCCCCUUAGGUAUGCCAUCAUCAUGAACAGAAGAGCUAGUCUUUCCCUAGUCCUGCUGUCGUAUUGCAGUGGUAACGUAGUGUCUGUGGUGCAGACAGCUUGGGUGUUCACACUGCCAUUUUGUGGGCCCAAUAAGAUUAACUACUUCUUCUGUGAUAUCCCUCCACUCAUUAUGCUCUCCUGCACGGAUACCUCCUUGUACGAAAAGCAGAUAGUUACAGCCACGGUGCUGGUCAUCUUUGCACCGUUUUGUCUCAUCCUGGUAUCCUAUAUCUGCAUCAUCUCCACCAUCCUCAAGAUUUCCUCUGCAGAGGGCAGACGCAAGACCUUCUCCACCUGUUCUUCACAUCUCAUCGUUGUAACGCUUUAUUACGGCAGUGGGACCUUGAUUUACUUACGGCCCAAGUCCAGUAAUUCACAGGACACUAAGAAAGUCUUGUCUCUCAUAUAUACAGCUAUAAUCCCCACACUAAAUCCCCUGAUUUACAGCCUGAGGAAUAAGGAAGUGAAAGCAGUGAUAAUCAAAAUUUUAGCUCACCUGAGGAAGAUAUAAACACACACUGCUGAAGGGAAGCUUUCUCCUCCUCUGUACGUUUGUUUUGUUUUUGUUUUUUUUUUUCUUUUGUGUUUGACUCUUUUUAAAUGCCCUGAUAGAUGAAAUUCUGGAAAAAUGGAUGUGUUUCAAAGUGUGCUUAGCAUCUUUGUGUUUCUUUUGUUCACUAUGAGUGUACAUUAAUUGCUAAUUACUAAUUCAGUAUUCAUGAUCUAUUACCUUGUAUCAGAUGUUGGUGAUGGAAGUUUUUCUCUUUUGCUCUUGUGUGAUUUUCUCACUUUGCUGCAUGGAAGAAAUAUGCAUUAUUUCAUCCAGAAAGAUACAUUUUCCAUCCCAACCCUUGACUUUAAUAGUCAGGCAUCUCAUUAUUGGACUGGCAAAUGGGAGUGAGCAAGUGAUUAUGUGGUGCUCAGCCACCUGCACCAGGUAGGUUAAAGCACUACACCUCUUAAACUCACUCACUGACUUAUUCACGCAUCAUGUCUUCUCCUUUACAUGUUUUAGGCUGGGAAAUGAAGACAUAAUUUUGUGCCUAGACAAAACCAGUAUCAGUGCUGACAGAGGAAGAAAUGGGCAGAGGAGAGGACAGACAGAACAGAUGAAACAGCCCAGAUGGGUGAAGUCAUUCAUACCUGUGUGAGGCAGGUGGCACAUCUGUGUGGUUGGAGUGGGCUCUAUUUAGAGCCAGCAGGAGUGAAUGGCAGAAAAAUGUGAACAUAUGUGAAGCUGGAGAGGAGAAUGGAUGAGUAACUUUGUAGUUGGACAUAUGGAUGGCCACCCAGGGAAUGAAAGGUAGAUGAGUGUUGAAGGAGUUGAUAAGAAAAUGCAGAAUGUGAUGGAGAGGAUA
Messenger RNA from Phasianus colchicus (ring-necked pheasant), 1978 nucleotides. RefSeq names its product olfactory receptor 10A7-like. The record is from RefSeq and is a predicted model, not a curated record. Gene Ontology annotation, cellular component: membrane. NCBI's taxonomy places the organism in Eukaryota, Metazoa, Chordata, Aves, Galliformes, Phasianidae. Gene Ontology annotation, biological process: G protein-coupled receptor signaling pathway. Gene Ontology annotation, molecular function: olfactory receptor activity; G protein-coupled receptor activity.